AACAUGGCGCAGUCGGUUAACAUCACCGAGCUAAAUCUGCCGCAGCUAGAAAUGCUCAAGAACCAACUGGACCAGGAAGUGGAGUUCUUGUCUACGUCCAUUGCCCAGCUCAAGGUGGUUCAGACCAAGUAUGUGGAAGCCAAGGACUGUCUGAACGUGCUGAAGAAAAACAACGAGGGGAAAGAAUUACUUGCCCCACUGGCGAGUUCUAUGUAUGUCCCUGGGAAGCUACACGAUGUGGAACAUGUGCUUAUCGAUGUGGGAACUGGUUACUAUGUAGAGAAGACAGCUGAGGAUGCCAAGGACUUCUUCAAGAGGAAGAUAGACUUCCUUACCAAGCAAGUGGAAAAAAUCCAGCCAGCUCUGCAGGAGAAGCAUGCCAUGAAACAGGCUGUCGUAGAGAUGAUGAGCCAGAAGAUUCAGCAGCUCACAACCCUGGGAGCAGCUCAGGCUACCGCCGAGGCCUGA
This is a messenger RNA of Budorcas taxicolor (takin), 468 nucleotides long. Its product is annotated as prefoldin subunit 5-like. The transcript has a single exon. Gene Ontology annotation, biological process: regulation of DNA-templated transcription; protein folding. The record is from RefSeq and is a predicted model, not a curated record. The coding region runs from base 4 to 468 and encodes 154 amino acids. Gene Ontology annotation, cellular component: cytoplasm; prefoldin complex. Lineage: Eukaryota; Metazoa; Chordata; Mammalia; Artiodactyla; Bovidae.